AUGCUUUUCCCGUUGAUCGUCAUUCUAUCGGCCAGUUUAGUCGCCGCAACUAGGGCUCAUACACUGUUCAUCAAGCCUCACGCCUUGUAUGGCUCUUCUGUUGGGGUACUAGGAUGCAAAAUAAACCACAAUCGUGUAGCGUACUGGCCGAGCGACGUCGACUGUGAUGCGAUCUGUGUCAAGGUGUCGCAUGGUGUUCGAAGCCUCCAUCUGUUGAAGGUUGAUGAGUCUCAGGGAUCGUAUGACAUCAGCUACGAUGCGUGGAACUAUUUGGUGACGGGAAAGUCCGCGCUAGAAGCACCGGCUACUGGAGGUGGGGUUGAAAUGGACUACGAGUUUGUGGAGGCGGAGGAGUGCGUUCAUCUCCUCUCGCAUGGUAAGCUGCCACUGUCUGCAUCAAACAGCAUGACGUAUUUGGGUAAAUGUUUGUCUCAGCCUACUAGUUGGGUGGCACAAAACUACCAACUCUACAACAUUCCGCAGGGGAAUGAUUGUCAGUAUGGUUAUGACGAAACCUGUAUUGUAGACCUUGCUCUCGGCCUGAACCCAGUAUGUCCACAUAUUCUUGGCUUUCCCGCUGUUCUGAAGGGUCAUACUGUAGCGAACAUUCCGUAUCCCGUCGGGCAGUAG
Molecule: messenger RNA, 630 nt
Organism: Colletotrichum abscissum
Lineage: Eukaryota; Fungi; Ascomycota; Sordariomycetes; Glomerellales; Glomerellaceae
Exons: 1
Coding region: 1-630 (209 amino acids)
Source: RefSeq, a predicted model, not a curated record